CGGUGUCAGGCGCAGUGACAAACUUGAAGACAUGAGCGCUCGUCCUGAGAAAGUAUCGCUGCUAUGUCUGAUCUGAAGCUGAAUGCGCAAGAGGACAAAGACGUGGAAUCGGUGUCUGACAGCCCAGGUCGUACUCGGGAGCCAUUACAGCCUCACACAUUCUCCCCGAAGAACAAUGCUGCAGGUCUGUCCUCAGAUGAACACGAAAACCCUUUAAAUGGAACCCAGCCGAAUCCAUUUGUAUACAGCAGUGUCCCUGCUGUUCCCCAUGCAGGCAAUUCAUUGCCUUCAGGAGCACUUGUUAAUGGACCUGGUUCACACCCAAACUCAGAAGUACACUGUGUCCUGAACAAAGGCACUGUUUUAUCCAACAGUGUCCUGGAUGCCGUGUGGCAAGCGGAGAAGGACACGAGCCCCGAGGUGUUACCACCACCUAGUGAGCUUCAAUCAGACGCUUGGAAGAACACAGUGGGACCCGACGUAAAAACACCGGCCACACAGCCAGGUGUCAACACGCCACUGUCUCACUCGGAGGAGAAUGAGUCUAAACUGGCCUAUUCCACGCUGUCAGCUUUAGACUCUGAGAGCCAUAUUUAUAGCACAGCGCAGGGAGGCAGUAAUGAGGAAAAUGACCCUGAAGAUGAAAACUGUGUUAGUCCAAAAGUGGAACAGUUGAAGGCAGAGCAACUUGAACGAGAUUCACUUUUCUUUUCAUGCACAACAUGCAAUGUUAAUUUCAAGGAAAAAAGACAUUUCCAUAGACAUAUGAUGUAUCAUUUAGGCAAGCAUAAUCAGGUGAACAGUGAGAAUGAUUCACAGCCCUUUAUAUGCGGAGAGUGUGGGCUUUUGUUCUGUGAUAGCAACUCCCUCAUGAGGCACAUCAUUAUUCACCAAGAUAGGCUGGAAAAACUUAUGGAGGAAAUUGAAGGUCUCAAAAAGACUGAAUUUGAAGACGGGGCCACCACAGUGCCGUGCUCUCGGUGCACGUUUGGUUGUAACUGCCAAAAAGUCUUUGUCCAGGGUACCAAAACACAUGAUAAUCUGAAGCACUACUACUUUUGUGAGGAGUGUAAUUACAUUUCCUUGACACGGCAGACACUUUUUAAACCCAAUGCCAGCUGCACUAAAAGCAUGCUGUCGCCAUAUUUGUGGAGAAUCGACAAGCAUGGAAAGUUACUCUUACAACCAGCAGAAAAAUUGGAUGUGGAAGCCGAUCUCACCUGUGUACAAGAAGAUGCUGAAAACAAUGACCGCAGGGCUUUUGGCAGCUUAAAGCUGGCAAACCGUCCUACAGCCGCUGCUUUUACAGCCAGGAAGCUUAAAUUGGACCAGAUGUUCUGUCAGGGAAGCAAAAAUGACCCCGUAAACGGGAGUUUACAAGUACAAGUAAGCCAAAAUUCUCCAUCAAUGGGAAAAAUAAGUACACCUUUGCAUAACACUACUGAAAGAAUGAAUGGUAAUAUAUUGCCUGGGCUUAGCCAGAGGCUUAAGAAACAGUGUGCAGUUAGGGAGUUAAAGAAAGGCUGUGAGGGUGAUGAUAACUUCAGUGAUGACACCAGCGAAGCUACAGGCAGCUUCUUGGAAAGCAGCGAGAAUGAAAGGAACUCAUAUGCUCGGAGGUAUUUGAAAAAGAGGCAGAGCUUUACAGCCAAACACCAAAGCCCCCACGCACUCAAGGUUGAAGAUGAUGGAGAUGAAGACUGCAGUGACAUAGAACAGCUCAUAAUCAAAGAGGAGCACAUUGAAACGACAGUGAGUGAUGAUUCCACAGAAUUGCCUAAUACAUCUCCAAGUGAUAGUUUUGAUAUGUCCCCCACACCAUCAGUAAAACAUAAGCCCUGUCCUUACUGUCCCGCCACGUUUGAGUCCGGAGUGGGUCUGUCUAAUCACGUGCGAGGACAUCUUCACAGAGCUGGGGUGAGCUACAAUGCCCGGCACAUGGUUUCACCGGAGCAAGUGGCGUUGUGGGACUAUCAGCCAAGAAUCCGCAGAAAGAUUUCUACUGGCAUGAGAAAAAAAGCUGUUAAGCCAGAAACUCGAGGACAACACACGUGUCCUGUGUGUUUGGAAUGUUUUGAUAGCAAAACUGGCAUCUCUAACCAUGUGAGGGGACAUCUGAAACGAAUAGGUACAAAGGUUACCAGCAGCACCCCUCAGAAGUUCAUCUGCAGCAAUGGCCUGUUUCUGAUGCAGAAAAGCAUCCCAGGGAAACUCCAACAUGUCAAAAGGAGUCUGCAUCCCAUAAAGAAAAGCCUUGUGUGUAAACACAUGGUAGAUAACCUCUCAGAAAGGAAGAAGCUACAUGGGGAAGCAGAAAGAGGCACUACAGCCACAUCAAGCACUUUAGUUGAACUCCUCAAAGCCAAACAGGAAAGUGUGGAGCUUGCAGUGAGCCAAGAAGCCUAUGCAACCAGGAUGAUCUGUGAGAUGACCAACGAUUAUAUGGCCAAAACAGAGAUGACCAGUCGGGAACCAAACUGGUCUGCUGGGGAAUGUGACUCAAAAAAGAUUUAUAUUCAGUGUGACAGCACCUUCCCCACUGUUUCCCAGCUUCCUGGUCAUAUUCAAGCAAAUGCACACAGGAAGAGGAUUGCAAUUUUUGAAGAAGAAGAUUAUGAUUUUAGGAAGAAGAAACCAAGACUAAGGCCGGAGCUUAAAAAUAAUAAUUUACCUUCACUGAAUACUGAGAUGUGCACACUGACCUGCAGAUUCUGCGACCUAGUUUUUCAUGGUCCCUUUUCCAUUCAGGAGGACUGGAUCAGGCAUUUACAGAGGCACCUUCUACACACCAGCGUACCCCACUCAGGGAGAGGGAUGGUAGAGGUUUUAGCCCUUCAUCAGAAAAUACAACUAAGCAUGUCUCACGAGGACCCAGAAACUGGGUAGUUUUACUUCCAGAUCCCUCCAGAUCUAUGUAUU
This is a messenger RNA of Pundamilia nyererei, 2919 nucleotides long. RefSeq names its product zinc finger protein 644b (gene znf644b). Gene Ontology annotation, biological process: regulation of transcription by RNA polymerase II. NCBI's taxonomy places the organism in Eukaryota, Metazoa, Chordata, Actinopteri, Cichliformes, Cichlidae. The record is from RefSeq and is a predicted model, not a curated record. Gene Ontology annotation, molecular function: RNA polymerase II cis-regulatory region sequence-specific DNA binding; DNA-binding transcription factor activity, RNA polymerase II-specific. Bases 64 to 2886 code for a protein of 940 amino acids. Gene Ontology annotation, cellular component: nucleus. The transcript has 9 exons.